Messenger RNA from Lodderomyces beijingensis, 1689 nucleotides. The record is from the annotation of a GenBank genome assembly. NCBI's taxonomy places the organism in Eukaryota, Fungi, Ascomycota, Pichiomycetes, Serinales, Debaryomycetaceae.
AUGUCAUCAUCUAUUCAAUUGCUUAAUCCCAAGGCAGAGUCGUUCAGGCGUGCCCAGGCUCUCCAAGUCAACAUCAAUGCAGCGCAGGGUUUGCAACAAGUGUUGGCCUCGAAUCUAGGCCCCAAGGGAACUUUGAAAUUGCUUGUUGAUGGGUCCGGUGGAUUAAAGUUGACAAAGGAUGGCAAAGUCUUGUUGACUGAAAUGCAAAUCCAGCACCCUACUGCAGUUAUGAUUGCGCGAGCUGCUACUGCGCAGGACGAAAUCACUGGCGAUGGAACCACCACGGUGGUGCUCUUAGUUGGUGAGUUGUUGAAACAGGCUGAACGAUUCAUCAGCGAGGGUGUCCACCCAAGAGUCGUUGUUGAUGGCUUUGAAGUUGCCAGGGCGCAGAGUCUAAAGUAUUUGGAUGAAUUUAAGACGACAUUGGAAAGCUUUGAUCGGGAAUUUCUCUUACAGAUUGCUAGGAGCUCAUUGGUCACAAAGGUUACGCCCGACUUGGCCGAUGUCUUGACGCCUAUUGUCACCGAUGCCGUUUUGACCGUUAAAGAUGACGAGCUUGCACUCGACUUGCACAUGAUUGAAAUCAUGACCAUGCAGCACGGCGGUGCCAAGGAAACAGAGUUGAUUAAAGGGUUGGUCUUGGAUCAUGGCGCGCGUCAUCCCGAUAUGCCUCGAAAGGUGAAGAAUGCCCACAUUUUGAUUUUGAACGUAUCGCUAGAAUAUGAAAAAACCGAAGUCAACUCGGGUUUUUUCUAUUCGUCAGCUGAACAGCGUGAAAAAUUGGUUGCUUCCGAAAGAAAGUUUGUCGAUGAAAAAUUAAAGAAAAUUGUCGAUUUGAAGAACCAAGUUUGCGGAGAUGUGAAUUCAGACCAUGGCUUUGUCAUUAUAAACCAAAAGGGAAUCGACCCCAUGUCGUUGGACGUGUUGGCCAAGAAUGGCAUCUUGGCCUUGAGAAGGGCAAAGCGGAGAAACAUGGAGAGAUUACAAUUAAUCUGCGGAGGAGAAGCUCAAAACGCAGUAGAAGAUUUGACGCCGGAGAUUUUGGGUUUUGCCGGACUCGUUUACGAAAACAGCAUUGGCGAAGAUAAAUUCACUUAUGUUACCGAGUGUAAGGACGCCAAGUCGGCCACUAUACUAAUCAAAGGUUCGAACCAGCACGUUUUGCUGCAAACGAAAGAUGCAAUCAGGGACGGGUUGAGGUCCGUCGCCAACGUGAUUAGAGACAAGAGCGUUGUUCCCGGGGCGGGAGCGUUUUGGUUGAGCUGUAACAAUCACUUGCUCAGUGACAAGUCGAUACUAAAAGGCAAGAACAAGCCCGGCAUCAGAGCAUUUGCCGAGGCGUUGUUGGUGGUGCCAAAGACAUUAGCUGCCAAUGCUGGGUUGGACCAAUUGGAAACAAUAUCCACUUGUCAAGACGACAUUAACGACGGCCAUGUAGUUGGAGUUGAUUUGACCAGUGGCGAGCCCUUAGAUCCUGCAGUGGAGGGUAUUUGGGACUCAUUUAGAGUUAUCAGAAACGCAAUAAGUUCCGCCACGGGGAUCUCGUCCAAUUUGUUGCUUUGUGAUGAGUUACUCAAGGCUGGAAGGUCGUCAUUGAAGGAAGGCGCCGGUCCAGGUGGUUCCCCAGGAGGCGCUCCUCCCCCAGGCGGAGCUCCUCCGCAGGGAAUGAUGCCGCCAGGAAUGAUGUAA